UCACUUCCCAAUUUAAUAGCGAAAGUCAUAAUGAACCACAGCUAUUACAAAAAGCUUUGGCUAGUCAUAAUAUUUAUCAAUCAAUUGUGGAUCAUAAUUAUAGGAGCGCAUUAAUUUUAGAAGACAAUAUAGAUUUUGAACUUAACAUCAAAUCGAUUAUGACUAAUAUCCAUCGCAUAUUACCAGACAAUUGGGAAAUUCUAUAUCUUGGUCAUUGCAGCAAUUGGGAAGGGAAAUUAGGUGAACCUUUGCCAGAUCACAAUCAAGUGCAAUUUAUUCAUAAGCUUUUUAAAUCCAAGAGGCCAUAUUGUACACAUGCUUACGCCGUUUCACAUCGUGGUGCUCUUAAACUAUUGAAUAAACUUGUUAACUUAACGACUCCAAUCGAUCUUGAAUUGACCAAUAUGAUUACAGCAAAUGAAAUUACCUCAUACACUAUUAUACCAUCGAUUAUAUCGAGAUGCUAUAUUUCUGAUGAAUCAACUGGUCUCUAUCCAGGAAAAAAUACAGCAGACGUGUUCUCUUUAAAUAAUUCCACUUUAUUUUCUCUUGGACUUAAUUAUGAAUUAAAUAAUACUCUCGGCUUUAGUCAUAUUUACGUUCUUAAUCUUGAAAGUCGGCAAGAUAGACGCGAAAAAUUAGAAAAUUUAGAGAAAAAACUUAAUUUAAAAUUCGAAUUUUUUCCAGCUGUUUCUCUAGACGAUGAAAAUGCACUCAAAGAAUUAGAA
Racocetra fulgida is the source of this 728-nucleotide messenger RNA. The record is from the annotation of a GenBank genome assembly. NCBI's taxonomy places the organism in Eukaryota, Fungi, Glomeromycota, Glomeromycetes, Diversisporales, Gigasporaceae.